UGCAAGUGGUGGGUUUUGUUUGAAAGUAGUAGAUCAACAUACAGUUUUAGAGAGUGUAGUAGUGAAGAUGUGUAAUUUAGUUACACAUUGAAAAAUUAGUUAGAGGCUGUCUUAAUUAGUUUCCCAAGUUGAGAAAGAGAAGUGUAAACUGUAAGAAAUGGUAAUAAAGCUUAGUUAGGAAGUUGAAAUGUUAAGUGGAAGGAUUGCACUAAGCAGGUAUUUCAAGAACAUAGAAAGGGUAAUGGGCUAGAAGUUUUGACAAUAAUGCAUUUAGGUCUUGGGAGUGUUUCAUUGAGCAACGUGUUUCAACUAUUAGCUAGUGAAGAAAGGUAGCCGGAACAGAGAAGGAAAGUGGACAGGAUGGGAUGAUAGAGCUAAGUUUAAAGAGAUCAUUGUUGUAGGUAAUAAAGGCUUCUCAACGAUGUCAUAAGUGUUUUAGUGAAUACGACAUGGUGCCAUCUUGGAUUACAAGUGAUCUUCUAAUGUGGUGGACAGAACAAAACAAAUCUUUAAGAACUCUAGCAGACAAUCAUACUUUGACAUAUUAGAUGGUGAAUCAAAGGCCAGAUUCUCAACAAAAUACUAAUUUGAUAAAAAUUGCCUUGUUCACCAUUCAUAAGACCAAAUGGAGUCAUGAUGUAAAGUUAUUACCUGGUGUAAAAACCACAGGCAUCGUAGUAUAUCUGACAUAUAGUACAAGCUUCUACAUGCUAGAAGAUCUGAGAGCGUAAAAAAGUACAGUCCUAAACUUAUCUGGUUACUAGUUGGGUUUGAGAUGUUUCAACUAUGUUGGACUGCAAGUUUGAAAUAAGGAUGGAGAGCACACUUAAAUAACAAUGGAAGUAUUGAAGGAUGAAAAUAUAACUCUCUGACGAAGAAUAGAAUGGAAGUCAAGUUGCUGAGAAAUGGAAGCUAAAGAAUUAUCACUUUGUAGAGAAAUUACUUUCCCAGAAGAAGGAUCUUCACCUUCCAUCUUUGAUUUCAAAGUAGCAAAAGAAGAAAAAGAAGAGAACUAUGAUGAAUUAACAGAGAAAAUAGAGGACACAACUGUCAGAAUAAGUACCAAGCAAACUGGUGAUUCACCACAAAGUGGAAUUAUAUCCAGAUUCAGUGAGAGUGAUAAUGAAGUUCAAGAUUUUUCAAAACAAGGUGCUGUGGGUGUGAAAAAAGAAAUUGAACCAGAAGGAGGAGAGUUGCAACAGAUUAAUUCUGAGUUAGAAGUUUUAUCAGAUCCAAAGACAUACUUAAAUAACUGCUGUGGAAAGCAGUUUCCUGUUCAUCAUCUUUUUACAAAGACAAAAUGGAAAUCUCUGAAAUCAAGCAGUGGUGACAUACUUGGUGAAACAUUGUCAAGAGAAAAAAACAAAAGCAAAACUCAUCACACUGGAGAUAAACUGCACAGGUGUGUAGUGUGUGGCAAAAAAUUUGGAAGAAAUAGUGGCCUAAAAAAACAUGAGAAGAUACACACUGAGGAGAAAUUGUACAGGUGUGUAGUGUGUGGAAAAGAAUGUGGAAGUAAUAAUGACUUAAAAAAACAUAAGAAAGUACACUUUGAUGAGAAACCACACAAUUGUGUAGUGUGUGGAAAAAGAUUUCUUAGGAAUAGUGAGUUAAAAAUACAUGAGAGGACACACACUGGAGAGAAACCCUACAGAUGUGUAGUGUGUGGCAAAGAAUUUGGAAGUAGUAGCUAUCUUAAAAUACAUCAGAGGAUACACACUGGGGAGAAACCAUACAGUUGUGUAGUGUGUGGCAAAAAAUGUAGAAAAAAUGGUGACCUAAAAAAACAUGCAAGAACACACUCUGGGGAGAAACCCUAUGGGUGUCUGCUGUGUGGGAAAAAAUUUGGAAGUAAUGGUGAACUAAAAAUUCACGAGAGGACUCACACUGGGGAGAAACCAUACAGUUGUGUAGUUUGUGGCAAAGAAUGUGUAACAAAUAGUGACCUAAAAAAACAUGUGAGGACACACACUGGUGAAAAACCAUAUAGUUGUAUAGUGUGUGGCAAAGAAUUUGGGAGUAAUAGUCAUCUUAAAAGACAUCAGAGGAUACAUACUGGUGAGAAGCCAUACAGUUGUGAAGUGUGUAGCAAAGAAUUUGUAACAAAUAGUUAUUUAAAGAUACAUAUGAGGAUACACACUGGGGAGAGACCAUAUAGUUGUGUGUUGUGCGGCAAAGAAUUUAGAAGCAAUAGUCAUCUUAGUAUACAUCAGAGGAUACACACUGGAGAGAAACCGUACAACUGUGCAGUAUGUGGCAAAGAAUUUGGACGUAAUAGUCAUCUUAAAAGACAUGAGAGGAUACAUACUGGUGAUAAAAAAUGUAAAUUUGUUUAGAACCAUGCACACAAUUUAAAAGUAGUAUCUUAAAGGACAGAGGGUACUAUUUUGGGAAACACCUUACUGUGUACAGUGCAUGGAAAAAAUAAAUGAAAAGAUGCAUAAUAGGGAGAAUUCAUAUAGUUGUAAUGUGUGUUGUAAGAAGUUUCCUCUGGAAGGAUUUAUAGAAAUAUCAUGAGUAGGUAAAGACAUAUUUUUGUUUUUGGGGUGUGUGUGUAUAAUAUAUAUAUAUAUAUAUAUUAUGGGAAAAUAUUUAAAGAAAUAUCACCGGGGUAAAACAAUAUGGUUAUAGCAUUACUGACAAAGAUUAUGUAAGAGUUCCUAUAAAAUGUGUAUAGACAACAACAGUGAAUAAUUCCCAGGUAUUUUUAGAUAUGUUGUUAGAAGGUUAGAAUACUAAGUUAAUUUACAGAAGAGAAUUUAUGUCUGAGAUAUAGUACUAUAAAUUUAUAACAAAAAAGGAACAAAUUUUCCAAAAUCUAACACUAAAAUUUACAAUGGUACACAUUUAGAGUGACCUGUCUUGAUUAAAUUCUAAUGUAGGUCCAAGCUAAAUGAGCCUCAGUAUGACUGUAUGAUAAUAUAAUCCAACAUGGCCUUGUGCUAACUCAAAAAUGCCAUUCAUGCAUUAUCAGAUGAAAUUGUUAUGUAUAAUUUUAAUUGAAUCUGAUCACAGGUAACAUGCAUUUUUUAUUGUUUAUUUUCUAAAAGGUAAGUCAUCACAAUAUGUGUAUGAACUAAAUAAUACAUGUUCCUAUAAUGUCUUACUUGUUUGUUUGCGAUUACCAUUCCCAUUAUUUUAAAUGAGCAGUUAAUGGACCAUCUAAUAGUUUGGCAAGAGCUUCCAUGAUUAUAUAAUGGUCACACCAUAUCAUUGUAAGAACAGUGUCCACCACAAAUAAUGUAUGCUUGUGUGCACCGAAUACAUGACUUUACACCCUUGUACACUUUGAUAUAUCAUACUCUGAAACUACAGUGGAUUAGUUUGUAGCAGUGAUUAGAAGUCUCAGGUUGCACUGCCACUGUAAAGGAAUGAAACCAAUCUCUUCUUUCUUCCAUUUCCUGCAGAUGAUUUUUCAAUAGUUACGAAUUCUGGAUGAGACACUCCAAAUGUAGCAUACUUAUGAAAAAAAAUGCUGUAUUUCUAUGUUUAUUAAGAGCAGCUAUAAUUGGAGCUAUAUUCUGUCUCUUAUGAGUUCAUUAACAACAUCCAGUGCUCAUGUUAACCUUGUUCACUGGUUGUACAGUAGAAGAAUGUAUCUUUCUAAUUUGAUAUCUCUCUGGGGCACAUAGAUAAAGAGGUGUAAUGUACAUGUAAUCUGUUGGGAAUGCCUUCCAAACACCGCACAUUCUGCAAUAUAUUAUCCAGUUUUGUAACUAGUAUAGGUAUAUCAAGAAGAUAGGAUAGCACUGAGUUGACUCUGGGCUCCUGCAUCUAACUAUAUCGGUAGACUGGAACAUAGCACUUGUUAACAACUUUUUUGGACAGCAAAUACUGUAAAACAACAUUUGAGUAAACCAUUCUGAUAAGAAUUGUGAGUGACCUUAACUGGCAGCAUGAAUCUGCUUUCUUAUGGCCAUAUGGUGACACGUCUACUGUAUCUGACUUCAGUUGUACCAACUGUAUUGUAUCCAGAAAUGUUCUGAUGAUGGCUGUGUUGUGGUAGUAUAUUCUGACUAUAUCUUCUGACAUUAGUUUGAAUAAUUCAUCUUUGAUCUCCCUGAUAUAAAGAAAAUACCUUCUAUCAAUGAACAAUCAAUUUGCAUUAUGAUGUCAUACCACCAAAUUGAGACUCAUCCAGUUUGGGUCUAUCAGCUAUUACUCUAAAGGUGAUAUCCUAGCUGUAUACCCUGAGGCUUAUUGGUUUCGUAUUUUUUGGAGUACAGCAAAAGUGAUGGAAGCUAUAGUAACUUAACUUACUCUGAAAAGAAACCUAACACUUGUAAGUUGUUUUCUUGUUUAACCUGAAGAGAAACCUGACACUUGUAGUUUCUCCAAGUGUAAGUUGUUUUCUUGUUUAACCUGAAGAGAAACCUGACACUUGUAGUUUCUCCAAGUAUAAGUUGUUUUCUUAUUUAACCUGAAGAGAAACCUGACACUUGUAGUUUCUCCAAGUGUAAGUUGUUUUCUUAUUUAACCUGAAGAGAAACCUGACAGUUGUAGUUUCUCCAAGUGUAAGUUAUUUUCAUGUUUAACCUGAAGAGAAACUUGACACUUAUAGUUUCUCCAGGUGUAAGUUGUUUGUAAAUAAUCAUACAUUUAUGUAAUGUGAAAAAAAAGAAAGAAGGAAUAGUUACCUAAAACAAUAUUACGAGUAGUGAAACCAUAAAGCUGGGAUGUCUAUGGUAAGGAAGUUUAAAAAACAAGUACACUUGAAAGAAAUCAUUGAAGUAAAUGUUGUGGAGAUGAGCCACAUAUUUGUGAAGGUUUUGAAAAAAUUAUAUAAGGUGACAUGGUAGGACAUGUAAAUAAGACUUGAUCUUAUAAUAGGUAUCAGUUGUUGGAUGAGGGAUAAUCUCCAUUAAUUAUCAGAAUGUUUUUACUUGUUUUUAACUUAAACAUUGUACAUAUUCUGUAUGAAUUAAAAAUUGAUUAUUUGAAGAC
Messenger RNA from Limulus polyphemus (Atlantic horseshoe crab), 4944 nucleotides. Its product is annotated as zinc finger protein 227-like. The coding region runs from base 906 to 2336 and encodes 476 amino acids. Gene Ontology annotation, molecular function: DNA-binding transcription factor activity, RNA polymerase II-specific; RNA polymerase II cis-regulatory region sequence-specific DNA binding. Gene Ontology annotation, biological process: regulation of transcription by RNA polymerase II. The record is from RefSeq and is a predicted model, not a curated record. Lineage: Eukaryota; Metazoa; Arthropoda; Merostomata; Xiphosura; Limulidae. The transcript is spliced from 5 exons.